GAGAGUUUACCGAACACGCCUGUACAACUUGUUGUCUUACAUUUUCUAGCCGUCACAUUCAACCACGCGCAUCAAGCGACUCCCAGCCUACACUGCCUGCACUGCCUCCUUAGCGCAUUUUUUUCCAUUGCACGAUUCACAGCAUUCUCUUCGCCUCGUUGCUCAUUCAAAUAUCAAUGUCCGUUCGCUCCUUCACAGUCUUCCAGGACACCCCAACCGAGAUUCAGAAGAUCAGUCAUGUUAGCGAUAAAAAUCUCGUGACAACAACAGCUGCGGAUGCUGCUGCCACAUUGCUAUCAACCCUUGCCGCUAUCGAGAAGGAGAACCUUCAUCCGCUUACAGGUGAACGCGCGGCCCAAACUACCACAAAUGCAUCCAAGAAGCGCAAGACAGCAGUUUUGGUAACAAAAGUGGUGGUUCCUCCGCCGUCUUCCAAGAAGCAGAAAGAACUCAAGUCGGACUCAAAGAAACUGCGUAAAUCUGCCAGUGGCAAUGUAAAUAGAAGCGAUGGGCGUAAAAAAAUUCCUAGAGGGUCACGCCCUGUACGCAAGGCUUCCCCUUUGCCAAGAGUGGAUGAAGAACAAGAGCUUUCAAGUGCAACUCCAAGUCAGCGAGAUCCCGCUCGUCUUAUUAUUUCCCAGGCCAAUAUAGAUUCCAAGUGUUACGAGCUUACUGUCUCACCAUUGGCAGACGUCUCUGAAGCGUAUGACACCGCUACGGAAACUUCGGAUCAAGAGUCUGUGUUUGACAAAAAACAGUCUGUUGAACCAGAACUUUGCCGUUAUUUCUCUCCCGCAAUAUCGCACGCCUCGUUACCAUCUGACCAAGCGGAUGCUACUCCUCUUGCUUCAAGGGCCGCUUCCGAUACCGAAUUAUCUACUCCAGAGCGCAGACAAAUCUGCUCGGCAUUUACCUUUUCAUCUCCGUCGCCUUCCUCGAAACGUUUUAAAGAAGCUUGGUCAUCCCCAAACAACAAGACAAACGCCUCCCGUUCAGAAUCAUAAUAUCUGACAUAUACCCCGUCGUGAGCCCUUUGAGCUACUACUAUAUUGACACCUGCACACGUACAAUUUACUAUCACAUCUUACCCCAAUCUCAUGUUCACAUUCAUCAUCAACCUUCUUGUCAAUAGCAUUUUUUCUUCCUAUUUAUACAUUCCAUCAUCGCCGACAUUAUUACCUUGGGUCACAUCGGGUCGCAUCUCGCUUGCUAUGCUUCGGUCUGGUUCACUCGCUUUGGUUUGCUCGUUGCUUUGUGCCCCCAGAGUAUCCGCAUUGUUGGACUCCUCAAGCAUUUAUGUAUUACGCAUCUCGCAUCAAUAUAUCUUCAAUUCAAGAGAUUGCCGAAGAGUCUCGAUACGUC
This is a messenger RNA of Suillus plorans, 1362 nucleotides long. RefSeq lists its product as uncharacterized. The coding region runs from base 177 to 1004 and encodes 275 amino acids. Lineage: Eukaryota; Fungi; Basidiomycota; Agaricomycetes; Boletales; Suillaceae. The record is from RefSeq and is a predicted model, not a curated record. The transcript has 2 exons.